Molecule: messenger RNA, 3639 nt
Organism: Prorocentrum cordatum
Lineage: Eukaryota; Dinophyceae; Prorocentrales; Prorocentraceae
Source: the annotation of a GenBank genome assembly
GAGGACAUGCCCAACCUGAGAGGAAAUUUCGUUCUCCCCACUUCCCCUUUGCCUCCCUUUUCCCUCCCUUCUUUUCUCCCUGCACCAUCGUCCACCCCCCCCCGCUGCCGAUGCCGUUGCCGCCGCCAGUGCAAUUGCUGCUGCAACGUUUUCUGAUCCUCCUCAGCUUCAUCUUCCCGGCUCCCCUGACAUUCGUCCCAACAAGUUCGGUCUCCCCGACCAAGUUCGGGGCGGCGCCUGGCGUGCCGUUCGCGGCGACGCCCGCCGAGGGCUGCGGCUGGAACCCCCGGGCGUCCCCGGCGCAGCGCGGAGCCGGCGCCGUCGGCAUGGAGCAUCUCUGGGAGGACAGCAAGGCCGCGUGGCGCGCGCCGAGCGGCACGCCGGGCCGCGAGGGCGAGGGCGCACCGCGGGCGGCGCCGACGGCCCCGCGGGGGGCGGAGGGCCGCGCUUGGCGGGGCGGCGGCAGGGGCGAGCCGCGCGACGGGGGCGCGCUGCAGCUCGAGCUUGGAGCACUGGCCGACAGCAUCCGGCCGCUGAGGGCGGAGCUGAGCUGCCUGGAGGACGACAGCCAGCGGGCGCAGCAGGAGGAGUGGCACCGCUCGUCUCGCGGGCUCCGCCGCGAGCUGCAGAGCGAGGAGCGCCGCGCGGCGCACCUGUCGCACGAGCGGCGCAGGCUGGAGGCCAGGGCAGCCGAGCACGACGUGCAGAGGGGGGUGCUGAGGGCCGAGAUCAAGGCGGCUCGAGAACAGCCUCCGGGCAGCCUGGGACCGCCAGGGGACGAGGUCGAGGCGAGACGCCGGCGCGACGAGCUGGACCGCAUGGUCGGCUGCUUCCACGCCGAGCUGUGCGAGUACGGCACGGUGGAGCGCGGUCGCCACGGCGAGCACGAGACUCUGGAGCGAGAGGUGGCCGCUCUGCGCGCCAGCCUGCGUGGACACGGGGACCUGGAGCGCGAGGUCGAGCGCCUGCGCGGCUGCCUGGACGCCCACCACCAGCUGGAGCGCGAAGUCGAGCGGCUGCGUGCGGACCAGCACGAGCUGCAGGGCGUGAGCCGCGAGGUGGAGCGCCUCCGCGGCUGCCAGGACGCCCACCACCAGCUGGAGCGCGAAGUCGAGCGGCUGCGUGCGGACCAGCACGAGCUGGAGCGCGUGAGACGCGAGGUAGAGCGCCUCCGUGGCUGCCAGGACGCCCACCACCAGCUGGAGCGUGAGGUCGAGCGCCUGCGCGGCUGCCAGGACGCCCACCACCAGCUGGAGCGCGAGGUCGCGCGCCUCCGUGGCAGCCAGGACGCCAACCACCAGCUGGAGCGCGAGGUCGAGCGCCUGCGCGGCUGCCUGGACGCCCACCACCAGCUGGAGCGCGAGGUCGCGCGCCUCCGUGGCCCCCAGGACGACGCCCACCACCAGUUGGAGCGCGAGGUGGAGCGCCUCCGCGGCUGCCAGGACGCACACCACCAGCUGGAGCGCGAAGUCGAGCGGCUGCGUGCGGACCAGCACGAGCUGCAGGGCGUGAGCCGCGAGGUGGAGCGCCUCCGCGGCUGCCAGGACGCCCACCACCAGCUGGAGCGCGAGGUGGAGCGCCUCCGCAGCUGCCAGGACGCCCACCACCAGCUGGAGCGCGAGGUGGAGCGCCUCCGCGGCUGCCAGGACGCAAACCACCAGUUGGAACAUGAAGCCGAGCGGCUGCGUGCGGACCAGCACAAACUGGAGCGCGUGUGCUGCGAGGUGGAGCGCCUGCGCAGCUGCCAGGACGCCCACCACCAGCUGGAGCGCGAGGUGGAGCGCCUCCGCGGCUGCCAGGACGCGCACCACCAGCUGGAGCGCGAAGUCGAGCGGCUGCGUGCGGACCAGCACGAGCUGCAGGGCAUGAGCCGCGAGGUGGAGCGCCUGCGCGGCUGCCAGGACGCCCACCACCAGCUGGAGCGCGAGGUGGAGCGCCUCCGCAGCUGCCAGGACGCCCACCACCAUCUGGAGCGCGAGGUGGAGCGCCUCCGCAGCUGCCAGGACGCACACCACCAGCUGGAACAUGAAGCCGAGCGGCUGCGUGCGGACCAGCACAAACUGGAGCGCGUGUGCUGCGAGGUGGAGCGCCUGCGCGGCUGCCAGGACGCCCACCACCAGCUGGAGCGCGAGGUGGAGCGCCUCCGCGGCUGCCAGGACGCCCACCACCAGCUGGAACACGAGGUGGAGCGCCUGCGCGGCUGCCAGGACGCCCACCAGGAGCUUGAGCGCGAGGUGGAGCGCCUCCGCAGCUGCCAGCAUGCCCAUCAAGAGCUGGAGUACGAGAUCGAGCGCCUGCGCGGCCGCCAGGGCGAUUUCCCCGCGCACGGUCGCGAAGCGGGACACUUGGAGCGCGACGGCCAGUCGGAGGCGAGGGGCGACGUGGAGCGCCUCGGCGGCCAGCAGGUGGGACAGCUCGAGCGCGAGCGCGAGGAGCUCGAGCUGCCUCGCGGUGGCAGCGCGAGGAGCGCGAGGAGCGCGAGCCUGAGCGCGGGCGCGAGAAGCGCGAGGAGCGAGCGGAGGGAGCAGCAGGAGGACGCGCUGCUCCGGGAGGAGCUCGUAGGGGCGAUGGCGCUCAAGAAGCGGCUGCGGGCAGAGGUGGGCCAGGAGGCCGGCGCCGAGCCCCGCGCGCGCCUCGAGGAGGCCGACCGCGCCGUGGGCGUGCUGCGGGAGGCCCGCGCGGGCCUCGCGGAGGCGGCCGAGCGCGCGGCGGCCGCGCUGGAGAGGCCGCCCGCGCGGAGCUGUGCGUGGCCAGGGGCGCGGCGGGCGCUGGAGGCGAGGCGAGAUCCUGCACGUGACGUGGUGCUUCGAGGAGCAGGAGACGGCAUAGGUGUAAGCGUAGGGUCCGCACGGACGUCUGAAACAUUAUGCUUGUGCUGUUUGGUUGUCUGAUGUUGUGGAGAGCGAGCGACUUGAUCGAGGUGUCCGAGCACGACGUCAAGGCGCUGUCUCGCGCCAGGACUCGACGAGCAGGUGCUCGGAGGACGCCAGCGAUACGCGACGCCAGUCCAGGCCACACCCACAUAAUUGGGCCUAUCUGUACGGUCGAAGUGAGGACGGAAAUUACGGAGGCGAAUGCCAAUAUCAUGUCUUGUUUUUGCUGAACAGGGCUCGCUCUCAAUGUUGCCCCGCACGUUGCCCACUCGAGCCACCUCAAGUGGUGGCGGCUUUCCGACAACAUGUUUUGUUGGGCAUUGUUCCCACAUUGCCCACGCGUUCACCAGCACGGACGAGUUGCAGACGCUGCUACACUUGGUGGCCGUGCUCCAAGAGAGGCAAGGAGUCCGUCCGGCGGCCGAGGGGAGUUGUGGGCGUCGCCCGACAGCCGGGGGCAAGACGUUUUUGUUGUCCUGCCUGCCGGAGCUCAGCAGGGUGCGACCCGGACCCGACGAUGCGCUGCCGCUCCUGCACCCCGUCUUGCACACAGGAGGAGGACCCCCGAUCGCGGGCCCUGUGAGUAGAACCGCGCGGCGACCACCGUCCGGGCGGCUGCACAGACGGCCGCCUCGGGGGGUCCCAGGGACGCCUGCGGGCCGCCGCCGCGCGAGAGGAGGCGGGGCGCGGCAGGCUGAGAUCGCCGGCGCACGGCCUGGAACAAAUGCAGCUGCCUGAGACGCCCGCCUUGAGACGCAAUACGCAC